Molecule: messenger RNA, 5539 nt
Organism: Osmerus eperlanus (European smelt)
Lineage: Eukaryota; Metazoa; Chordata; Actinopteri; Osmeriformes; Osmeridae
Gene: ankrd44
Product: ankyrin repeat domain 44
Exons: 28
Coding region: 380-3589 (1069 amino acids)
Molecular function (GO): protein binding
Source: RefSeq, a predicted model, not a curated record
CGGGGAGAAUUUUCUGAGCGGCGAGAGUGGAGGGUUCGGCUUUCAGAAAAGUGCCCCGUGCAGUAGCUGUAAAUACGUACUGUUUACAUCGAGAGAAGAAGCCUAUAUCCUCCCACCUCCCUCGGCGAUCAGCUUACUGGAACAGCGGCUGACUCGACUCUCCAUCGCCUCUGAAAGCGUCUGUGGAACUGGUCAUGGUCUGUGGUAUAGCACGGGCCUUGAAGAUCUGCGUUACAUCAGAAAAACAACUAUCAUUGUGGGAUUUACGUCCUUGAGUUCUAGGAAACCGACAAACGGUUUUUGUGGCGCACUAUUUCACGAUAUUUGAUUGAUCUGAUCUCCAGAGGAGAGUGGAUGUGCCGUCCAAGCUGACCGAGAUAUGGCUGUUCUAAAACUCGUCGAUCAGCCUCCACUCAUCCAGGCAAUCUUCAAUGGAGACCCUGAAGAGAUUCGUAUGCUUAUCUACAAAUCGGAGGAUAUCAACGCUCUGGAUGCCGAGAAACGCACCCCACUUCACGCUGCAGCCUUCCUAGGAGACGCCGAGAUCACCGAGCUCCUCAUCCUCUCAGGGGCGCGGGUCAACGCCAAAGACAAUAUGUGGCUCACCCCUCUCCACCGCGCGGUGGCUUCUCGUAGCGAGGAGGCGGUCCGCGUGUUGAUCCGCCACUCUGCAGACGUGAACGCCCGGGAUAAGAACUGGCAGACGCCGCUGCACGUGGCGGCCGCCAACAACGCCCUGCGCUGCGCCGAGGUCAUCAUCCCACUGCUGAGCAGCGUCAACGUGUCGGACCGCGGCGGGCGCACCGCCCUGCACCACGCCGCCCUCAACGGACACACGGAGAUGGUCAGCCUCCUCCUGGAGAAGGGAGCCAACAUCAACGCCUUCGAUAAGAAAGACGGCAGGGCUCUCCACUGGGCUGCGUUCAUGGGCCACCUGGAUGUGGUGUCGCUGCUGGUCAACCAAGGGGCGGAGAUCAGCUGUAAGGACAAGCGGGGCUACACCCCUCUCCAUACCGCCGCCUCCAGCGGGCAGAUCGCCGUGGUCAAACACCUGCUCAAUCUGGCUGUUGAGAUCGACGAGGCUAACGCCUUUGGGAACACGGCGCUCCACGUGGCGUGCUUCAACGGCCAGGACGCGGUUGUGAGCGAGCUGAUCGACUACGGCGCCAACGUGAGCCAGCCCAACAACAAAGGCUUCACCCCGCUGCACUUUGCGGCGGCCUCCACACACGGAGCCCUCUGUCUGGAGUUCCUGGUUAACAACGGAGCGGACGUCAACGUGCAGAGUCGGGAUGGGAAGAGCCCGCUCCACAUGACAGCGGUCCAUGGACGCUUCACCCGUUCCCAAACACUCAUUCAGAACGGCGGAGAGAUUGACUGUGUGGACAAGGAUGGGAACACCCCUCUCCACAUCGCUGCCCGCUACGGUCAUGAACUCCUCAUCAACACACUCAUCACCAGUGGCGCAGACUGUACAAGGCGAGGGGUCCAUGGCAUGUUCCCUCUGCACCUGGCUGCCCUGAAUGCACACGCGGACUGCUGCCGGAAACUUCUCUCCUCAGGUCGGAGGUAUAGCGUAAUGUGCCCCCCCCCCAGUAAUGACUCGGCCCUGUGUGCAGGCUUCCAGAUCGACACCCCUGACACCCUGGGCAGGACCUGCCUGCACGCUGCCGCCGCUGGAGGGAAUGUGGAGUGUGUGAAGUUGCUUCUGAGUAGUGGUGGAGAUCACAACAGAAGGGAUAAGUGGGGCAGGACCCCUCUUCACUAUGCUGCAGCCAGUCGUCACUAUCAGUGCCUGGAGACUCUGGUGUCGUGUGGAACCUGCAUUAAUGCCACCGACCAGUGGGGGCGCUCUGCUCUGCACUACGCUGCUGCCUCUGACCUUGACAGGAGGCGUCGUGUUGCUCUGGAGCCAGAGAGUGAUGGAGUCCAGGCAGAGAAGGAGAAGGAGGCAGCACUGUGUUUGGAGUUCCUGUUACUAAGUGGUGCGACUGCUUCCCUAAAAGACAAGCAGGGAUACAGCCCUGUUCACUAUGCUGCAGCCUAUGGCCAUAGACACUGCCUGGAACUGCUGUUGGAUCAAGACGAGAGUCACCAGGAGGACGCUGACUCCGGCAGUGCCAGGAGUCCUCUCCACUUAGCUGCUUACCACGGCCACGCCCAGGCGCUGGAGGUGCUGCUGCAGGGGGAGAGGGAGGUGGAUCAGGGGGACGAGGCCGGCAGGACCCCCCUGGCCCUGGCCGCUCUCAGGGGCCACACGGACUGCGUCCACACCCUGCUCAGCCAGGGGGCCUCGCCCAGGACCACGGACACCAACCACGGGCGCACCCCCGUGCAUCUGGCAGUGAUGAAUGGACACACGUCGUGUGUGCGCCUCCUGCUGGACGACUCGGACAGCGCAGACCUGGUGGAGGCAGCUGACUCUCAGGGACAGACUCCCCUGAUGCUGGCCGUCGCCGGGGGUCAUGUGGAUGCUGUGUCUCUGCUGCUGGAGAGAGAGGCCAGUGUGGACACGGCCAACCGCCACGGCCUGACUGCCCUGCACCUAGGGUUGCUCUGCGGCCAGGAAGAGUGCGUCCAGUGUCUGUUGGAGCAGGAAGCUUCCGUGUUGCUAGGCGACGCCCGGGGUCGCACGUCGAUCCACCUGGCAGCCGCGCGGGGCUACGCCUCGUGGCUGAGCGAGCUGCUGAGCAUAGCCUGCUCCGAGCCUCCCCUGCCCCCGCUCCGGGACCUCCAGGGCUACACGCCUCUGCACUGGGCCUGCUACUACGGUCACGAGGGCUGCGUUGAGGUACUGCUGGAACAGAAAGGCUGUCGCUGUAUAGAUGGGAACCCCUUCACCCCCCUGCACUGUGCUGUAAUGAACGACCACGAGCCGUGUGCCUCUCUGCUCCUGGAGGCCAUGGGCUCGGACAUCGUCAGCUGUAAGGAUGCCAAAGACAGGACACCUCUCCACGCUGCAGCCUUCUCUGGCCAUGUGGACUGUGUCCAGCUCCUCCUGUCCCACGAUGCACCUGUAGAUACUGUUGACCAGUCAGGGCGCACUGCCUUGAUGAUGGCUGCUGAGAAGGGUGGAGUUGGGGCAGUCGAGCUGCUGUGGACCAGUGCCAAGGCCAACCUGAGUCUGACGGACCACAGUGGUAACACGGCCCUCCACCUGGCCUGCAGUGCAGGAAAGGAGGACUGUGUGUUGUUCAUCCUGGAGAAACUGACCGACUCCGCCCUCAUAAGUGCCACAAACGCAGCGCUGCAGACUCCCCUCCACCUCGCGGCCCGUAGCGGACUGAAGCAGGCUGUUCAGGAGCUGCUGUCCCGGGGCGCCAGCGUCCAGAUGCUGGAUGAGAACGGUCUGACACCUGCUCUGGCUUGCGCCCCUAGCAGGGAGGUGGCUGACUGUCUGGCUCUCAUUCUGGCUACCAUGAUGCCUUUCUGCUCCCCUUGCAGCUCUGGAGCCCCCUCCCCAGGCUCUCUGCUGAGACAGCUACCCCGUCCGGGGAAGUCGUCCCGGGGGCCACGCAGCCCUAAGAACCCCUCCGGACCCUCCAGCGAGGGCACCACCGAGAACGACUCGGACUCUGAAACCUUUUGACCCCAGCUGACGGACUACCUUGUCGGCACCCUCACUCUCUACCCCCCCCCCCCCCCCGAACACAACUCCUAAUUGGUCAUACAUAACCCAGUGUUUUUAUUGUGUGCUGUGAGUGCAGACUUCAGGGAGCGGGGUAGAGAAUGAGGGAUGCAGUCUGAGGGCCUUAGCUCUGCACAUUCCCGCCCCCCGCCCCCUCCCCGCCCCCUCCCCCUGUUCGGCCUUUCUCCUCAGUGCUCACUCCUCCACAGGGGGGAGCCUGUAUCAAGGACCUGUCUCUACAGAAGGAUGACUCUACUUGUGGGGUAUUCUCCAGACCAACCUCGGUACUAUGUCUCAGCAUGACUAAGAUGGCAUCUGAGACUUUUCUUAAAGCCAUUUUUUACUGUUUGUACAAAAAGAGGACCAGGAGGAAGAACAAUAGAGUUUAACCUUGUUUUAUUUUGAAAGAUUCUUUGUUUGGUUGACGUAACCAAAAAUAUGACUUAACAUAUGUUAAGUAUGUAUGUCCAUUCCUGUUGCUGGGUAUUCUUUCAAGGUACAUAGGCCAAAGCUAAUAGCUGCCUGGUGACAAACUGAAGCAUAGAUUAGGAGGUAUCUAUUUUAUCUCCAGAAACAGGGUUACAUAACUUAAAAAAAAAACAUUUCCAUGAGUAAGAAUGGUUGUAUGGGUAUCUCUGUUUCUACGGGACAGAUAGAUCUGAUGUAUUUCAAGUGUGAAAUUCUUGAGGUGAGCUUGAUUUCAUUUCCUUGCAUGCUUAGUUUGCACACAUAAGACUUUCAAUGUGGCUCCACUGCCUAACAAAAUCAAGCCCACCCUAACUAUAUCAUGUUUGAAUUGGGUAGCUGUUUUUACCUGUCUGCUGCCUGUUUUCACCUAUGUCCUGAUAAAAAACAAAACUAUUAUGAUGUCUAAUAUUACCUGAGUUUCCACAUGAAUAUACAAGGUCAUAAGAAUGCCUAAGUGAGGAAGUUGUAUGGUAUUUACUAAGAUGGUACAAAUACUGCCAGCACUUAUAAUGUAAAGUUAACACAGGGCCUUGACCACUCCCCUUCUCCUGCCCACUUCCCUCUACUGUUUGUCUACCUACCAACGAUGUGCCAGUCUCUCAAACUUGUCCAGUGCCUUGUUACAUGUCUUUGUAUUCACGAGUCGUCUGUUUUGUACAUUUACUUGGAAAAAAAGUUGGAAAUAUUUCCUUUGUGCAAGGAAACAAAUGUUCCUGCUUGUGUGUGUGUGUGAAGUGAGUGUCAGGGGGUUGAUUGGAGAUCAGAGUUGGUUCUUGUACACUGGUGGACCGUUCUGCUGUCUUAUCAAAUGACGUACCGUAUAUCCCUGAGAAGAACCUCACACCAAUCUGAUCUCCCUAGCGACAGUCAUAAAGCUGUGUGUGUGUGUUAAUGUGUGUUUGUGAGAGAAUGGGUCUAAAAUGUCUAAUGAAGUGACGUUUUUAAAUCUGCUUUUGUACAUAUGGUUUUAGCAAAGCACAACCUUGUCUGUAAUAAUCUAUUACACAGAAAACCCAGAUCACCUCGCUUGGAGUCAACUCAAUCCUUUCAGGAAGCAAACGGAGGAAAGGCCAUUCUUUUUCUAGGAUUUGAAGUUAUUUAAUGGCAAAUAAAAGAUAUAUUACAAUUGUAAGAAAAGAAAAAUAAUUUCAAAGCCUUUCUUAGACUGAAAUUGAGCUGGCCCCAACCCUGCUACGCACACACACCUAUGGAAAAAAGCAGUGUUAGCUUGGCUGUAAUAUUUCUGAAUUAAAGUUCAUGAGAUGCGUGAGACCAGAUCUGUCAGUAUUACUAAACCACCUGAGCACCACCAGUUGCGACAAUCUGUAUCGAUGUGUCAAAUUUUCAUACCAGUUCUUGAUGCAGUAUGUACAGCUGAGGGCUGUCAGCCACCCUUUGUUUUAUAUGAAUUGUACAAUUCUAGAAUAAAACGGUUUAAUUUAA